AGUUGUGAGGCGGGGCGGUGUCUGUGCGGCAGCGCGGUGGGGUCGAUAUGGCGACCGAGGGAGAUGUGGAGCUGGAAUUGGAGACUGAGACCAGCGGUCCGGAGCGGCCUCCUGAGAAGCCGCGGAAGCACGAUAGUGGUGCUGCAGACCUGGAGAGAGUCACCGACUAUGCAGAGGAGAAGGAGAUCCAAAGUUCCAAUCUGGAGACGGCUAUGUCCGUGAUUGGAGACAGACGUUCCCGGGAGCAGAAAGCCAAACAGGAGCGGGAGAAGGAACUGGCAAAAGUCACCAUCAAGAAGGAAGAUCUGGAGCUCAUAAUGACAGAGAUGGAGAUCUCACGAGCAGCAGCAGAGCGGAGCUUGAGGGAACACAUGGGCAACGUCGUAGAAGCUCUUAUUGCCCUUACCAACUGAUUUGUGCUUUCUCAGACCCAUCCACUGGAUUAACUUAUUGCAAUAAAAGUCUUUUUUUUUUUUGCAGUUUUAUCAUUUUGGGUCAAGUGCAAUGUAUAUUAUGUUGUAUUGUAGGAAAUUUACUUGUUGGACUAUAACCAAAUUUAAGUGACCCCUUACACACCAGUCUUUAAUGAACCUAUGUAAAGUAUCGUCAGUGUAGAAGAAUCUCCUGAUCAGAUGCAGAUGCUAGGUGGCAGGUCAGGCUCAAUCAUCAGAUUAGAUGUUAUGCAACAGUACUGAAGGAAUAUCUGGAGUCUCAACAAAGGUACUGUACCCCAGAGCAUAUGUCCCUAGAGUAGCUUAUAAAUAGCCAAAAGGCCAGUACCUGCCUAGGAGUCAGCUGUAUAUAGAUGUAAGUCACCAAUCCAGUUCAUAAGCCACUUUGAGUUACAACUCAGGUACCUGAGGUGGGAACAUGGUAAGAAUAAUAGAAGAUACCAAAGUUUAGGUCUUCUAUAGAAUUAAUCUGAAAGGUUUUGAUUGAUGGAAUUGAUUUUAAUAUUUAAUUCUGAACCACAACACUGAUACCUUACAUUCCAUUUCCUAUCCUGGAGAGGAUACAUUUUAAAAGUUGAUCAACUUUGGCCAAGUUACUCUUGCCGAGCUUGUUUCAUGAAUUCUAAAAUGAUAUGUAUCUGAUAAGUUGUUGUAAGAAUUGAACUGGUAAUGUUAAAAGCUUGGCCUAGACCCUGCCUUUGAGCAGACACUAAAAUGACAGCUAUAAACUUUCCCCAAAGAAUUUCAAGCUCUUAUUCUCAUUUUGGCUCUAGGAUAAUUCUUAGAUUGUAUCCCCCCUCUGGUACAACAGUGACAUAUUCAUCUUUAUUACCUCAGUAAUUAAUUGCACUUGUACUUUUAAUUCUGGGACUUACAAGGAUGUACGACUGAUUUUCCUAGUGGGGCAUUUAAAGGAUGUGAAAAAAAACCUUGGCCUUCUCAUUUUUUCAUGCAAUUGAGAAGUAGCCUUCCUGCAGGUUAAAUGUCAUUUCUUAUAACCCCUAAGACUCCUUGAGCUCUGCCAUGUGCAUAGUUGUCAUACAGUAAAUAGUAAAUGGAAAAAUCAUGAACUCUAGCAUAUCACUACAUUGCAACUCAGAGAGCACUGUGCCCUCCUUGCUAUAUCAGCUGGGCAAAGAUACUGUUAGGUACUUGGGAGUCCUCAUUUCAUGGGUCAACUUUUGUUCCAUAUAAAGCUACAGUUUACAAACAAGGACAACCACAUAUGUAUUUGCUCAUGAAAUAAAUCUCGGUGCCAUAAGAA
Molecule: messenger RNA, 1716 nt
Organism: Pteropus alecto (black flying fox)
Lineage: Eukaryota; Metazoa; Chordata; Mammalia; Chiroptera; Pteropodidae
Gene: HYPK
Product: huntingtin interacting protein K
Exons: 4
Coding region: 48-413 (121 amino acids)
Biological process (GO): negative regulation of apoptotic process; protein stabilization
Source: RefSeq, a predicted model, not a curated record